Messenger RNA from Mirounga angustirostris (Northern elephant seal), 17426 nucleotides. It is a transcript of the gene DGKH, whose product is annotated as diacylglycerol kinase eta. The transcript has 31 exons. Gene Ontology annotation, biological process: diacylglycerol metabolic process; lipid phosphorylation; intracellular signal transduction. Lineage: Eukaryota; Metazoa; Chordata; Mammalia; Carnivora; Phocidae. Gene Ontology annotation, molecular function: ATP-dependent diacylglycerol kinase activity; protein binding. The record is from RefSeq and is a predicted model, not a curated record. Bases 504 to 4166 code for a protein of 1220 amino acids.
UGAGCGUGCACACCCGCCGCGAGGCUGCUAUUCCCAAGUGCCCGCUUAGCCAGCUCGCUUGGGACGAGCUGUGAGCGGGUGGCGGCAGCCUGUUGAUCCCAUUUCCUCCGGCUCUGGUCCGGGUUAGGGAGUGGCUCUCCCAGGACCUCCAAUGUUUUCGUGCUCGGGCACUGGUGUUCACAUGGUUUCAGUGCAUUGUUUGCUUCCAGGCAGUCUCGGUUAGCGCUUCAGUUUAGGCAUUUAUUUUGCAUUCUGUGGUCUUGGGCUGCGUGUACUCUCUUGUUUCUGCGCUCUCUCCACGCCCUUCCCAGUUUCCUGUUAGCCAAAGGGAUCGCUCUUUCUGAACGAAAAGUUCUCAGAGCGGAGUGGAACCUCCCGGAAAAUGCUCUUCUCUUCCGUGUGCGCCGGAUGGAGGUGGGGGUGGGCCAGGAACUAAACACCGCGGUCGGGAGAGCUGAAAGGACCCGAACCCCGAGGCAGAGGCGGGAGAGGAGUCGGAGAGGAUGGCCGGGGCCGGCGGCCAGCACCACCCUCCGGGCGCCGCGGGAGGAGCGGCCGCCGCGGCCGGCGCCGCGGUCACUCCCGGCGCUGCCUCGGCGGGGCCCGGAGACGAUUCCUCUGACAGCGAAGCGGAGCAAGAGGGACCCCAGAAACUGAUCCGCAAAGUGUCCACCUCGGGGCAGAUCCGGACCAAGACCAGUAUUAAAGAGGGACAACUAUUGAAGCAAACCAGUUCCUUCCAAAGAUGGAAAAAGCGUUACUUCAAACUUCGAGGCCGUACACUUUAUUAUGCAAAGGACUCGAAGUCUCUGAUAUUCGACGAAGUUGACCUCUCAGAUGCCAGUGUAGCCGAAGCAAGCACAAAAAAUGCAAACAACAGUUUCACGAUAAUCACUCCAUUCAGAAGACUGAUGCUGUGCGCUGAGAACAGGAAGGAGAUGGAGGAUUGGAUGAGCUCACUGAAGUCUGUACAGACCAGAGAACCUUACGAGGUGGCCCAAUUUAACGUGGAACAUUUCUCAGGGAUGCAUAACUGGUACGCCUGCUCCCAUGCACGACCCACUUUCUGUAACGUGUGCAGAGAGAGUCUUUCUGGAGUCACCUCCCAUGGCCUGUCCUGCGAAGUGUGUAAAUUCAAGGCUCACAAAAGAUGUGCAGUGAGGGCAACAAAUAAUUGCAAAUGGACGACUCUGGCCUCCAUCGGGAAGGACAUCAUAGAGGAUGAAGAUGGACUAGCUAUGCCACACCAGUGGCUCGAGGGUAACCUGCCCGUCAGUGCCAAAUGCGCCGUAUGUGACAAAACCUGUGGGAGUGUCCUGCGUCUACAAGAUUGGAAAUGCCUUUGGUGUAGAACGAUGGUACACACUGCCUGCAAAGAUUUAUACCAUCCUGUGUGUCCCCUUGGCCAAUGUAAAGUGUCCAUCAUACCUCCAAUUGCACUGAAUAGCACUGAUUCUGAUGGUUUCUGUAGAGCGACAUUUUCAUUCUGUGUUAGUCCUCUGUUGGUUUUUGUCAAUUCUAAGAGUGGAGAUAAUCAGGGAGUAAAGUUCCUUCGUCGAUUUAAACAGUUGCUAAAUCCGGCUCAGGUGUUUGAUUUAAUGAACGGAGGUCCUCAUUUAGGUUUAAGAUUAUUCCAAAAGUUCGACAACUUCCGAAUUCUUGUUUGUGGAGGAGAUGGAAGUGUGGGUUGGGUUUUGUCAGAAAUUGAUAAGCUCAACUUGAAUAAACAGUGUCAGCUGGGCGUAUUGCCUUUGGGUACAGGAAAUGACCUUGCCCGCGUUCUAGGCUGGGGCGGUUCCUAUGAUGAUGACACCCAACUUCCUCAGAUACUAGAGAAGCUGGAACGAGCCAGUACCAAAAUGCUAGACAGGUGGAGUAUAAUGACCUAUGAACUCAAAUUGCCACCAAAGGCUUCUCUACUUCCAGAACCUCCAGAAACAUCGGAAGAAUUUUAUAUGACAAUUUAUGAGGACUCUGUCGCAGCUCAUCUUACAAAAAUCCUCAAUUCUGAUGAACAUGCCGUGGUCAUAUCAUCUGCCAAGAUACUCUGUGAAACUGUAAAGGACUUUGUUGCCAAAGUAGAGAAGGCCUACGAAAAAACGUUGGAAAACGCCGUUGCAGCCGACGCCGUGGCCAGUAAAUGUUCGGUCCUAAAUGAAAAGCUUGAACAACUGCUUCAAGCUUUACACGCAGAUUCCCAGGCUGCCCCCCUUCUCCCAGGCAUCCACUCUCUCAUUGUAGAAGAAGAUACCGUGGAAUCUUCCAGUGAAGAAUCCUUGUGUGAAAGCAAAGAACAGCUCGUGGAUAACCCUGCAAAACCUCCCUCCCAGAAAGCUGUCAAACCAAAGGAAAUAAUGUUGCGGGCAAACAGUUUAAAGAAAGCGGUGAGACAAGUCAUUGAAGAAGCCGGCAAAGUUAUGGAUGACCAGAGUGUUCAUCCCUGUGAACCAGUUAACCAGUCAUUCGUUAAUGAUAGUACAGAAACAGAUGAAUCUAAAGAAGAAUCUAAAGACGAUGAUGCAAAAGAGUCAUUAACUGUUAAAACUGCACCUGCACCUCGGUCUCCAGAUGGCCGGGCAAGUCGUUCCCAAACUGACUCUGGCUCUGGUCCAGCUGUGGCAGCCAGCAAAGAAAACCUCCCUGUGCUCAACACCAGAAUAAUCUGCCCAGGUUUAAGAGCAGGACUAGCUGCCUCAAUUGCUGGGAGUUCUAUAAUCAACAAAAUGUUACUAGCAAAUAUUGAUCCUUUUGGUGCAACGCCAUUUAUUGACCCAGAUCCAGAUUCAGUAGAUGGAUAUUCAGAAAAAUGUGUCAUGAACAAUUACUUUGGGAUUGGAUUAGAUGCAAAAAUUUCAUUAGAAUUUAAUAAUAAGAGAGAGGAGCACCCUGAAAAAUGCAGGAGCCGAACUAAAAACUUGAUGUGGUAUGGAGUCCUUGGAACCCGGGAGUUAUUACAGAGAUCGUAUAAGAAUUUAGAACAGAGGGUUCAACUUGAGUGUGAUGGGCAGUAUAUUCCUCUCCCCAGUCUGCAAGGAAUAGCAGUGUUGAACAUUCCCAGCUAUGCGGGAGGCACUAACUUUUGGGGUGGAACUAAAGAGGAUGAUAUAUUUGCUGCACCAUCAUUUGAUGACAAGAUCCUGGAAGUUGUUGCAAUCUUUGAUAGCAUGCAAAUGGCAGUUUCAAGGGUCAUUAAACUGCAGCACCAUCGAAUAGCCCAGUGCCGUACAGUAAAAAUCACUAUAUUUGGCGAUGAGGGAGUCCCAGUGCAGGUGGAUGGUGAAGCAUGGGUUCAGCCUCCAGGAAUUAUCAAAAUUGUGCACAAAAACAGAGCUCAGAUGCUAACAAGGGACAGGGCUUUUGAAAGCACUCUGAAAUCUUGGGAAGAUAAACAGAAGUGUGAUUCCGGUAAACCAGUUCUUCGAACCCAUUUGUACAUCCAGCAUGCCGUUGACUUGGCAACAGAAGAGGUGUCCCAAAUGCAGUUAUGCUCCCAGGCUGCAGAGGAGCUCAUUACUAGGAUCUGUGAUGCAGCCACGAUCCAUUGUCUCUUGGAGCAAGAACUGGCCCAUGCUGUGAAUGCAUGCUCCCACGCACUGAAUAAAGCCAACCCACGCUUCCCAGAGAGUCUUACGAGAGACACUGCCACUGAAAUAGCCAUCAAUGUGAAGGCAUUAUAUAAUGAAACAGAAUCUUUACUAGUGGGCAGGGUUCCUUUGCAGUUAGAAUCCCCGCACGAGGAACGCGUGUCUCAUGCCUUACAUUCUGUGGAGGUGGAGCUGCAGAAGUUAACGGAGAUCCCUUGGCUUUAUUAUAUCUUACACCCAAACGAAGAUGCGGAGCCCCCCAUGGAUUGCACCAAGAGAAACAGCAGAAGCACAGUCUUUCGUAUCGUGCCAAAAUUUAAAAAGGAAAAGGUUCAGAAGCAGAAGACAAGUUCACAGCCUGUUCAAAAAUGGGGCACAGAGGAAGUUGCUGCUUGGCUGGAUCUGCUCAAUUUGGGAGAGUACAAAGAAAUCUUCAUCCGUCAUGACAUCAGAGGGGCUGAACUUUUGCAUCUGGAAAGGCGAGAUCUUAAGGACCUGGGGAUAACGAAAGUGGGUCAUAUGAAGCGAAUUCUCCAGGGAAUUAAAGAGCUUGGAAGGAGCACUCCCCAGUCUGAGGUGUAAUCAUAUUGGUGCUAUUCCUUGGAAAGGAAGUAAAUGCUACUUAAUGCAAAGCUCUUAGAAGCAAUUGUCUGUUUCUGUACUUUUCUGCGUAGAAAAGCAAGCACCAGGGAAGCACCUCUAUGGCUUGAUAUUUUGCUGUGGGUGAAAAUUUUCAUUUGAGGUAUUAGAAAAUAUUUUUGUGCCAAAUAAUACAUUCCACAAAGCCAUUUCCUUAUUGUGCAAACUUGACGUGUUCAAAUAUGCUCAUAUUAGUAAGAAGGUAGGAAGAAUCCGAGACAAUUGCAUUGUCUGAAAGGUGGAAAUGUUUACUUAUGUUUGACUUUCCUUAAACCUGGUCAGAUGGAAUGUUCUUACUACGUGACUGCAUAACAAUAUGUGGCUAAAACUUCUUAGGUUUCAUUACUGGAGGCAUUGGCUUCUUCCUUAAAGUCACUGGUUAGGAGACUAAGAUAUAAAUUAGGUUGUGUUUUGAAUGUUAGAUUGGGUGUCACCUCAGAUUCCUAGCAUUCAGUGGUCAUAGAAAAUGGUUGAAACCCCUCAAAUAUUAUGAAUGAAUGCAAAUCUUAAUGCACGACAUUCCUGCCUGAAUGGUCUUUCUUUUUCUUGCAUGUCACAUGUAAUCUCUUAAAACUUAGCUUUCAUGUCAGUUUUAAUGGAAUUUAAUUUAUUACUACCGAAGUAUCCUUUUGUUGGUUCAAGGCACUUUUCUGUUCUUUGAUGUGGGACUUUGGAUAGACGCUGUAUCUAAGAAUUUGUGACCAUAUGUCUGUGCCAUAAUCAACAAAUGAUACACAUUUUAUGCAAGUCAAUUUGAUGUCACUCUAUAUCAUCAACAGUAGACAUGAGCAUUAAGAAAAUCUCUGGAUAUUUUUAUAAAAUUACAUGUUCUGUUGCCGAACAAAACUUAUUAUAGCUUCCCAAACCAAAAUUCCCACAUUUUGUGGGGUUUUUUUGCUUUAGUUUAGUAUUUAUUUAAUACUCUGUUUGCAUUUAUAAUAUAGUGGGCUGUUGACAUCCAACUCAUCCUUGAGUUUCCCCAAGGUCUCAACUGGGAUUUGUAUAGUGAUUGGUCACCCAGACUUACCCACUGAGCUGGAGUGACUACUGACACAACUUCUCAACAAGAAAUUUAAAUUUUUAAAUUUUUUCUUAAGGGCUUUAUAUUAUUAAUAUUAUUAUUAUUAUUAUUAUCUCACUUAAUUCUUUUAUCAGGUAGAUAUUAUUUGCCUUUUUCUAAACCACUAUACUUCAGUGUAAGCUUAUUAGGAGUCAACAUUACAAUUACCAAAUCUUUGAAAGCCAAAGGCAUGUGUUAAAAAGUCACAAAAAUAUCCUUAAACAAUCUUUCUUUAGACAUUAUGUACCAAAAAUUAAUUAUAAUAUUUAAAAAUCUAUUUUAUAAGAGAAGAAAACAGGGUAUUGACCCAGUGAUGACAAUUUUCAUGAAGUAGCCUUCUAAGUAGGUGCUCAAUAGAUACACAUACACACACGUACACAUACACACUUGUGUGUGUCUAUACACAUACAUGUACAUUCACACUUACAUAUGCAUAAUCUUGAAAUACACUCUCAUUGAUAUUUUCUAGACAAUUAUUUGCCAAAUGCUUAAUGAGAAAUAUUAGUGGGAAAGCAUUUAAAAUGAACAUUGUCAGACAUAUAAUUUAAUUAUAGCAAAGGAGUUUAAAUAUUUGACACUUUAUUCUUAUUCAUAAAUUGGGUAUUUAACUACUAGGAAAAAAAAUCACAAAAUUUGGAUAUCUUAAAAAUAAAUGAGCCUGAUGAGUUCCUGACCAAAUGUGUCUGACUAUAUAUUUUACCUGUCUAAGUUGUGAAUAAAUAGAAAUUUUCCAAAGGGAAUUAUAUCAAGUAGUGUGAAAGAGUCAAAAGCUACUCACUUCAUAUUGGAAUGUUACCUACACUUAUGAAAUCAAAGGGCUUCUUUUCCAGUCCCUUUAUAGUCCCCACCUCCCCAUCCCCUGCAAGGGGUCCUGCUUUUCCAGGCAUUUCCCUAUAGAAUUAAAAAAGAGAUGCCAGCCUCUCUUUGGAACUCAGCUGUGAGAUCACAGAUCCCUGACCAGCUCGGCCAAAAAAAGAAAGGUAGGGGCAAAGAGGCAAGGAACUCUAGAGAAGAAUUAGCUAAUAUAAAAAUCUUUAUUGAUUUCCGUUCGCCCAAAAUACCCCUUUGCCACUAGAAAAGGUCUAAGCUAUUACAUGUUCAGAAUUUGAGAGUAAGAUGUAAAUGAUUAAAUUUUUUGUUUGAUGUUGGUCUUUUUACUCCUAGGUAAUAACUCUUAUCUAUGCUGUAAAACCUCCAUUAAUGGACUCUUUGGUUAACUAGCAUUUUCUUGCAGAUGGCUUUUGAAUGAGGGAAAUCCUUUAAAAUGACAAUUUUGCUCUCUUUUUUGUCGUUGUUAAAUAAGAGCAAUUUUUCCUAUAUGCUUUGUCUGUGCGUGGCUGGUGUGGACCCAGAUAACCUUACUCACAUCUGUUUGCCAAGAUGGUGUCCUCAGAGCCUCCUCAGGUGCCUGUCAGCGUCACAGAGGAGCAGCUUCUUAGAGUUGAUGGGGCCUCGAAUAAAAAGUAGGAAGAGCUGCUCUCUGGAAUCUGAUCACAGCUCAGGGGAGUGCAGGUGGGGCCUUUGUACCUUGAUCCAUUCCUGAACUGAGGUGAGAAGCUUAAACCUGCUCCGGAUUGCCAGCUUUAAUUGCACCGUCCUGCCGCUAGGCUUUCCCACACCUGGAUAAUUUGGGAGGGGUGAAGGGGAAUCAGAGCCCAGCCAACAUCCAUUCCCCUACAGUCUUAUUCUCCUGAGGAAGAAUUUGUUUUAUGUAUAUAUAUAUAUAUAUAUAUAUAUAUAUAUAUAUAUAUAUAUAUAUAUAUAUGUAUAUAUAUAUAUAUAUAUUUUUUAAGAAUUUUCUUUUAAAGAUUUUACUUAUUCAUUUGACAGAGAGAGACACAGCAAGAGAGGGAACACAAGCAGGGGGAGUGGGAGAGGGAGAAGCCGGCUUCCCGCUGAGCAGGGAGCCUGAUGCGGGACUCGAUCCCAGGACCCUGGGAUCACGACCUGAGCAGACGCUUAACCACUGAGCCACCCAGGCACUCCUAAGAUUUUAUUUUUAAGUAAUGUCCACACCUAACGUGGGGCUUGAACUCACAACCCCAAGACCAAGAGUCCCAUGCUCUGCUAACUGAGCCAGCCAGGUGCCCCAGAACUUGUGUUUCAAGGAGGAAGGGGACAGGGUCAGACCUAAGUAAAAUUUUAAAGUAUUCCAUUUUUCCCUUCAGUAUUAUCCCACCUCCCUUUGUGAGUUCCCUUCCGGCCUCCUGGCUUCCCAUCUCCCACAUGCCCAAUACCGUGAUGGUUGCUCAAAUCCUCACUGCCAUGUGUGACCCUAUCUCUGCAAAAGGACUCCUUUCACCUCUCCCUACUUAAGUGCCCAUUAUGGGUCAUCUAAGCAAAGUGUUAGGAAGAAAACAAUUUAAAGAAACUAAUUUUAGGGGCGCCUGGGUGGCUCAGUCGUUGGGCGUCUGCCUUCGGCUCGGGUCAUGGUCCCAGGGUCCUGGGAUCGCGUCCCACAUCGGGCUCCCUGCUCGGCGGGAAGCUGGCUUCUCCCUCUCCCUCUCCCCCUGCUUGUGUUCCCUCUCUCUCUGUGUCCCUCUCUGUCAAAUAAAUAAAUAAAUUUAAAAAAAAAACAAAACUAAUUUUACAGUUUGCAUUGUAUAAAAGGAAAUCUGCUAAUCUAAAUACAUUGGUGGGUUAGAUACUUUGGGGACUGUGAUAUAGAUUGCUCUGGCUGAGAAGAGAUGACCUGUGAAUGUCUAGACCCAUGCUGUCCAAUAUUGUAGGGACUAGCCACAUGUGGCUAUUUAAAUUUACAUUGAUUAAAUUAGAAAGUUUCUCAAGUGCACUAGCCACAUUUCAAGUGCUCAGUAACUAUAGCAGAUGGUACAGAUGUUGAACAUUUCCAUCAUUGCAAAAAUUCUACUGGACAGCACUGGUCUAGAUCCUCAAUACUCAAAUGUGGUCCAUGGACCAGCAGCAUCCAUGACAUCUGGGAGCUUAUAGAAAUGCAGAAUCUCAGGUCCACUCCAGACCUAUCAAAUCUCAAUCUUCCUUUUAAGCAAGAUUUGUCAGUGAUCAGCACUGGCCUAGCCACAUUUUAUCCCUCCCAGCUAUUAGGGAUUCAAGUUCUUCAAAAAGCCCUCAGAAUAGCUCAUUCCCCAACCCACUACUUCCUAGAAAUCCCAGAAAUGAGCUUUAACUCACUCACCAUCCUCACUGAGUUUUCUUCUCAAUGCUUAUUCCUGAUUCUGGAUCUAGAUAAACCCUGCCUACUCAGGGGUAUAUUUUGGUAGCUAAGAUAAAACAGGAAAUUGGCUGACCAACAUAGCUGGCCUUUCUCCAGCUCCCCACCUCACAUCUAAGUCACUAACAAUCCACAUUUGCUCAGUUUCUUGCUCACGUGGCAUUCUUAUUUGUUCACAACUUAAGUCACAGGGAACAUUUCAGAAGAAUAUGUACUGAGAUAAGUAAAGACCGGGUCAGUCUCCUACAACUUGUACAUUUCACUUUCUCUUAUCACUAGAUUAUCUUGUUGACAUAGUUCAAACUUGAGGAUACAAACAGCACACGCACGUGAAAUGAAUUGCUAGGCAUGGGGAAAAAAAGAAAGAAGCAAAUGACUCCAAGUAAACUGAAUGUGUCAUUAAAGCCCUCAAAGAAGGCAUGUUUUGCUGGACUUUGUUUUUCUUAUUAUGCCAACUUAUCUUGAUUUUUCAGAGACUUAAUAAUUGCUUAAAGUAGUGCCUGCAAAGUAUAUUUUUGAUCCUUAAAAUACAAAUUAUUUAAUUCUAUAAUAUGAUCUUUCCCAAUGAUUUAUUGUCAAUACUUAAUCAUUUUUACAUACUGAUAUCAUUUACCAAGACAUUACUGCCUAGAGAUUCUUUAGCUAAUUUUAAGGAAUAAAGAGGGCACUAUUUUAGUCCUAAGAGAAGUUAUUUUUAACAGGAUUUGAGAAAGAAAAUAUUUAUGCAAAGCUAUGACUUAGAAAAUUACAGUGGAAACCUCUAUACACAUCAUUUCUGAAGUAAAUCAUCUAUUUAGUCCAACACAAUGGACUUUCAUGUUAUACAGAUGCGAAUUCUUCAAGGAUAUAGUUUUUCACUAAGCUCCAUAAACACUACAUCUCUCAGCCUGACGUUUAGGAUCUCUCCUGCCCUCUCCCCACAGAAUGAACUCAUCCUGCAUUUUUCAGAUGCAAGUUGGGUAAAACAAUGGGUUCAGAGUAUGAUAAUAAUACAAGUGGCAGUUUUAAAACACCAAGUUUUUAAAAUCAGUUGGAAAGAGUGAACAGUGAAGAUUCUUCAAAUACUAACUAUUGGUCAAUGGAAUAACCUCCCUGGCGGUUCUCAUGGUGCUUGGCAGCCAUGUGUCUCCCUCUCUGGCUUGCCCUUGCCGAGAGCCAUGGGGCCUGGGACUUGUUUGUCUCUGCUAGGCAUCUCCCCUUGACUUUUGUAUAGUGAUCUCUGUGUCAGAUGGUAAUAUGAUGCCUUUGCAGUAGGAUGCUUUCCUAAAGAAACAACCAAAACUUUAAAAAGGCAAUGAUUAUUAGUUUUUUAAUACCCAAAGCAUUCUUUACCUUUAUUAUUGCUUCUUUUUAUUAAUGUCUCCAAAUUUCAUUUAGAGACAUGUCUGUUAGCAGAAAAAACUAUAAAGGUUUAUCAUUACAGAGAACAGAGAGAUAAAAGACAGCUGGACUGUACCUAUUUGUAUACUUCUUUCCGUUAUUUUCAGGAAAAUAAGUUUAACAGUAACUGAAACUGCACUAAACUCAGUAACAAUGUUUAAGAUAAAAACCCAUAUUACUACUGUAGAUGAACAUACUGAUUCCCCUUAUAUAACUAAGAUAUUCUAUUUACACAUAUUUAUAUCUUCUCUCGUAAUUUUUGAUGCACAUCCAAGCUUAAGUUGGAAAAACAGAAACCAAGCCACUACUUAAAAGCUAGAAAAGUUCACAUAAAACAUUUCAUUUUAGCUACAAGUUAUUCAUUGCGUAGGACUUUAUAAAUAGUCUGGGUAUUUCAUAGGAACUGCAUUUCAAGAGUAAAUUUACCAUACCUAAAAGAACAUAGGGAUACUUUUAAAAUGCAUUAAGAUAAGUUCCAUAUUCAGUUGAUGAUGCCAGUGAAGUAGGAUAACGCAGUUAGAUAAACAAGCUGAAAAGAAAAAAGAAUAUAUUUUGUGGUCCUUACUGUUUGCACUAUUGUUUACCACAGCUUAGCCAUAUCUAUUUGUAUAUUCUAAGUAUUAAGCUGAUAUGUAGCUAAAGAUUUCUUACAGUUCUGGUAACUGGUAACUAGUGCUGUGAAAGAUUUUGGUAUUGUAACCGUCCCAGUUUUGUGAGUUAUAUAUUGUAUAUUGAAGAUGACUAAUAAAUUGGAGUAAUAUAUUUAUCUAGAGCUGGGGAAAUAUGAUAAUUAUUUUCAGAUCUUCAAGUAAGUUGUAUGGAAUUUGUUUCUUCCUCUCAAGUGAGAUAAAAGUCUCACUUUUAUGUUAAAAUGUCUAUUUAUACAACAGGUUUCUCCUUUUACUGGUUUUAUUAAUUUUCAUAUUAAAAUUUUUCUUAUCUUUUGAUACCAAAAUAAUUAUCAUGCUGGUUAUUCAAACUGCCAAGAUGUAUUUUAGUUUGCAGGAAUUUUGGCAGACAAAAUAUUUAAUAACAAACCAGCUUUGUAUAUUUUGUGGCUUUGGGGGCAAGAAUUUUACCUUUGAAUCUCUAUGUGAGGCAGUGCUGAUAUUAACAAAGUCAGUGAUAAGACAGUAUUACUUGUGAUCAUCAGUAGAAGGUUUUCUCAAGUUGUAUAAAUCAGUGCAUUUAUUUAUUAUGUUGUGAAAUUUAAUCUUUAUACAAAAUGCAUAUUCUAGCUCUUUUUACUGCUGUUGCUUAGAGUGUAAUAGGUCUGUUAAUGAUUUACUUACGUACUUGAAGUACUCAUUUCUGUCAAACAGAUGCCCAAUUUUUUCCUUGUUAAAAAAAAUGGUAUCUUUUUUACCAUCAUUGAUAACUAAAUAGUAAUAGGGAUUUGUUAAAAAAUAACUUGCAUAUUUAAAAUAAAUAUGGAAAAAGGCAUAAAGCCAAAAUGAAAUCACCAAUAUUAAGAAUUUAAUGUAACCAAGGGAUUCACUGUGCUGUAUUUUCUCAAUAUAUAUUUUAUCUUCAAGUCAGAACUUCUUUUCUAUGAUAAACUUUGUUUUUCUUGUAAAAGAGAUCUCAGCAAUUGUAUGCCAUUGUAUAACACUCAACUGACCACUGAGAUUCUUGAACCCAAAAAAUAUCACCGACUUCUAGGGGCCAGCUUUAGAUUCCAGGGUGUGUAUUUUUAACGCAUAUUUGACUGGCCUACUUUACAAAUAGUAACCUUGAUGGAUAAUGCUUUAUUUGUUUCUGUCAAUUAAGUCAGUGGGAUUUUAAUCGAGUUUUGAGUUACUUUUGUUUAAAAAAGUAUUCUUUGUUCAACUCUUAAAAAAAAAAAAUAGAAAUUUGAAACAUAAUGGCAUGACCUACCACAGAGAAUAGAAUUACAUGUUUUUGAGGAAGAAAAAAAAAUGUCCUGACUUAAUGUGAGGCAAUGUUGUACACCAAAGAACCCAAUUUAAUAAGCCCUAAAUUCAACCAUCUUAUUGUUUUACAGUGUGAACAAUAGGUGAAUUGUGAACUGUUUAAGAACUAUAGUAGGAGAUUAAGAAUUAAUUUACUAUAACUUUAAAGAGAGUUUUGUGUUAAUUUUACUGUUGCACAAGCAAUUAUUGAAGGCAAGAAAAAUAUAUGAUAAACAUUAUUUUGAAAUAUGGAAACAUUAUAAAGAAAAGGGAGCUCAAGCUGGUAAUUUGGCAAAGAUUUAGAAAUGAAUAGUAUGAACAUAGAUAUCUUCCACCUUAUAUUAUAGAAACGCCAAACAUGUGUGAGAUGGAUGGUAGGCACAAUACCACAAAAACCAAGAAAGUCACACUGGUCAAGUCUGAGACUGGAUCCAUGUGGUAUCAAAAUAGCCAAUGAAUUCAGGGAGCUCAUUCUACCGUUGCAGUUUAGAAGUCAGUGAAGCAGGUAGUUUGGAUAACCUCAUCGUUUGUGUUUAUCACAUGACGAAAAUGUCUGUGCUUUGUCAACUUCGUGAUUGACAGAGGAAGACCGAGUCAGGAUUUAGCUAGUUCCUGUAGAAGAAUAUUUGUAAAUGUGGAUCGGACGGUACCAUGCAGACUGAAGAGAUUCUCAUGAACUUGCUAAGCCUUGAGAUUUGUUAGCAGUGAUAGAUUUUCCUUUCGUUUGAAACAAUGAAAGAUUGUCAAAAUUUACAAUAUCGUAAAUAGCUGAAUUACAUGAUUCUGGAGUUGGAAAUAUGGUUUAGAUUUAUUUGUUUCUGUAACUGACUCUGGCACUGGCUCACUAUGUCUUUUCUACAAACUGUGCAUGUGUUGGUGUUUCAACUAUCCCGAUUAGAAAUGGCACACAAUAUUAUCAAUUCUAAGGACUUGGUAAUUUCUCUUUUACAGCAGAAAUUAUGUAAGUGUGAAUCAUACUUAAAUUUACCAAUUCUUUCCCGCUGUCGUUUGAUAGACAAAGAAAGACUUCCAAAAUUAUAGUACGAAAACUGAAAGUCCAAACUAAUAUCCCUGAUGUUCAGUUUGAAAGGAGAGUGAGGUUACAUUAAUACUCUCUGCACCAGAGUAGGUUAUGGGAAUUUUCAUCUGUGUACUACAGGUUCAUAUUAUUCAUUCACUCCCACUUCUAAAAUCUUCAGAAAUUUAGAGUAAUUUUGUUUUUUCUACACUCACCCCAACCAACCAUUUUAUAGUAGCAUAUAGAUACAUUUUUUUUUAAAUUCAGAUCUUCAUGUCUUUUCUUAGAUAAACACCCCAAAGAGGAAAAUGUCUCCUUAAAUCAGUGGUUACAAAAAUGAAUAUGGGACUUUCUUAACUUGUUUUAUCCUGUGAUGUCACUUCCCUAUACUAAGUGAAUUCUGAAUGUUUCCCCUGCUGUUUAAUCUGAAGCUGGAUCUCUAGCUUACAUUCUCUGGCUGUGGAAUGGUGCUCCCUCAUGCAAAGUACCUUCGCAACUUCCUGUAAAGAAACAAGAGGUUGUUUUCAUUGUUACCACAAUGGAAAUCUGAGUACAGUUAAAGGGGAAAAAUUAGAAUAGCCUUGUUAAAAUCAUUAAAUAUAGGUGAGGGUAAGUGAAUACUGACUUUUAUUUUUACCUGACAUUUGAAUUCAGUCGCUGACUGAUACUUAAAAAUUUUAUUCCUAAACCUGGUAUUUAUUAUGGCAUACUAUGAUAACUUGGAGCUCCUGUUACAUCCCCUCCCCCUAAAAAUGUUGAAAUGAUGAGAGAGUGUAAGCUGCAGGAUAGAGGGAAAAGCCCGAAUCAGAACUCGUCUGCAUGGGAUUUUGAUGUGUCUUAAUGAUACAACCUAGUUUUCAAGAAGACAGGUCUCUAAAUGGUGGUUCCAGAAUGAUUUGGUACAGUGCCAGGAAGAAAUUAUUUUUCUGGGUAUUUACUUUUCAUGAUGACCUGACAUACAAAUGACCCUAGUAUAAUUCAAGUAGUUAUAACUUUUAUUGGAACCUACGGGGUUUACAAAUCUCAGUUGGGUAUCAGCUUUUUAGUAUACAUGAUGAUGAGGAUGGAAGAAUUUUAAACUUGAGCAGCUCUUUUGUUUCCUCACCUCCUUUUACUUGGAAAAGCUAUCAGAAAGCUUUUGAGAGAUGACACAGUUUUCAUAGCACAUGAUGUGAUUAUGUGCCUCUGCCAAACUCAUAAACUAAAAUAUGGAACAAAACCAUUGCUUAACCCCAAUCUUGGUUUUGGAUUGUAUAAGCAAAAGCAUUUUUUUUUUUUAAGAUUUUAUUUAUUUAUUUGAGAGAAAGAGAAUGAGAGACAGAGAGCAUGAGAGGGAGGAGGGUCAGAGGGAGAAGCAGACUCCCUGCUGAGCAGGGAGCCCGAUGCGGGACUCGAUCCUGGGACUCGAUCCUGGGACUCGAGGAUCAUGACCUGAGCUGAAGGCAGUCGCUUAACCAACUGAGCCACCCAGGCGCCCCGCAAAAGCAUUUUUUUAUAUUAAAGUUUUCUCAGUGUUUAUGCAGUUGCGUACUUCAUUUUUUGUCCAUCUCAAAAGUUGAAUUGGCAUUUUAUGUUCUAUUUCUAAUUGUAAGUAAACCAAUGGUCCCCUUGCCUUAGUCAGCCCUCUAUCAGUACAGCCCUUCGUGAUCUUUCUCUCCUGUGCUUUUGCCACAGUUUUUCUGCAACCAGUUUUCCUGCAAACAUUCCCUCCUACCUCUAGUUCAUCUUCCACGAGGUCGACGGAGUGGUCUUUCUAAAACACACGUUUGCGUUGUCAUUCCUUUGCUAAAAAUCCUUACAUAGGUUCUCCUUUUUGUGGAGCAACCUAACUCCUUAGCGUGACAGAUGAGGGGCUUACUGGCUUGGCCUCAUCCCCCCCUUUUUAGCAUGCUCAGCCGCCAUUUCCUCUAGAGACCUUUUGUAAUUCAGGAAUUUGGAGCUAGUCCCAAUUCAUUGCCUUGGCAUAAUCACUUGCCAGAGAUCUACGCUUUCAAAACUCAGUUCAGAUUUAACUUUCUGUGAAGCUCUACCUGACUUUCCCAGCCAGAGUUUAGUAUUCCGUCCAUGCUCCAUAGCAUCUUGAAACUUUCUCUGUUAAAAUAACAUCGUAUUUCAAUAAUAUAUAUAUGUCUGCCUUUUCCCCCCACCCUCUGAAUUUCUCUAUCUUUGUAGUCUCAGUGUGGGGUUAGCACAUAAUAGGACUUCAAUAAAUGUUUUUGAAGGACUGAAGGUAAUAGACCACCCGAACUUCUUUAUAUUUUUAUACCUUCACAAAUGCAAGCUUAGACUCCUGUGAGUCACACGAGGGGUGUGUGUCUUCAUGAGCAGGUAAGCACGCAUGCACUCUGGGCAAGCCACCAGAGGAUGAACAUCAAGGGAGAGAGAUUGUUUGGAAAAGGAUAGUCAUUUGUUAGCUUUAAAUCGGAAAUAUUUACCAAAUCUGAAUUCUUGUUUCUUAAAAAUGAGGCUUACAAAAUUUUCACAUGUCAAAUUCUUGUUUAUAAUUCACAAAUAUGCCCUAAAGAUUACCUUUCUCCUUUGAAGACACAUUCAGUGUAUACAAUUAUUUAAAACACAUACAUUGAUCACCUACACAAAAUAAGAUUUAAGAAAGACUCAAAACCAAUAGUGAAGGUGAAAUUUUCUCAAAAGUAAUAGCCAGAGAUAUAGACUGAAUUUGUGUGAUUUCAGGUCAUUUGUAGCUAAUGAUUAUUUCAUGUUUUAAAAAUGCAAAUGUAAGACAGCUUUUCUCUACUGUUAUCACCCCUUAUAGAACAUAAAGACUAAAAUCUAAUACCUAACAGUUUGUUUUUCUUUUAUGAGUCUAUAAAACCUUCCUACCAUGUUCCCAAAUCAUGAUAAAGGUCAACACAAAAAGUUCUUCAUAGUUAAUAAUUUCUAAAAUUAAAUAGUAAUAAAAAAUGCAUGUCACUAAAUUAAAUGCCCUCUUCCUUUUCUCACUUGAGAGACCUUUUUCUACCUGCUUUAUACUUGACAAUUAGAUGCUGGGAAUACAAUAAAAUAGUUUGUCUUCAGAAUUAUUUUCUACAGCUUAAGAAAUUAGGUGGACAGGUUUUAAACCAAAUAUUUCUCAGGUGAUUUCAGAGCAGUCUUGUUCCACCCCCAAAAUUAAUCAAAUUCUAGGUCAUAAAGAAUUAUUCCCAUUUUUAUGUCCAGUUUUUAUACAACCACAAAUAAUGUUUGACCAUCACUUGUUGAGUACAUCUUUCAUCAAUCUGUAGAACCCCAUUUCCACAACCAUAUGUGCUAUGUGUGGUCCAAGAGACUAAUAGAUUUGUCAAACAAGGGUUACAUUUCAAGUCCAUUUUAGGAAGGCAUAUAUCCCUAUUAAUGCCACAUACAGCAAAACAUAUGAAGUAUGCAUUUUAAACCCACAGCAGAGGGAAAAAAUUAUAAAGUUAUGCUUUCUGAUAUACUUCAGAGACUCCGUUUGAAGUUAUGGGUUGGUAUUUCCUCCUCGAUUAUUUUUCAUGGGGAGUAGGGAGUAAUAAUAUUUAAUGGUAGCACACUUAUCUGAGCAUAUAGUAAAUAUACUACUAGUAUUUGUAUGCCCCGGUGCACUGAUAUAGAUGAAAGAAAACAAAAACAUUUGAGUUAUAAAGAAAUUAACUGCUCUGAAUAUUUAUUGAUGGUUAGGCAAUAGGGUGCCCUUACGGGAAGGAAAAAAUUAUCUUUAUUGUCAGUAAGUAUGGAAAAAAAACCUUACUUGUAUGUAUAUUUACAUUUUGAUAGGUCUAUUUUGAAGUCAUUCUUGCCCAUCAGUAUAAAGUAUCAACCAUUUAUUUGUUCUCUAGCAAAAGGAAAUUCUUAUUUUGAUACAACUUUACUCUUUGUUCCCCAUAUUGUAAAAGGUCCACAAAAGAAAGAGGCUCAGAAGACUGGGCACUUAUCUCACCUUUCAAUGAAGAUAAUUAAUAAUUAUUUGCCUCCCUACUUACAUCAUGUUGAAAACCUCACAUAAUAGCUCCUUUUGUCCCUUACAUUUCAAGAUAGUUUUAACCUAGCCUUUUGCCAUAUUAUUUAUAGUUAAGAAUUUACUACAUUUUGGUAGUCUGUUUUGAAACUUUUACUUGUAUCGGAAAGAUGCAGAUCAUGUCUAUUUAUUACACAAUGGGCUCUGUUUGCUGCAGAAAAGAGUGAAACUUUUAACUGCUUAGCACACUUGCCAGUGAAAUAUACCUGACAGAGCAGAGGUUAUAACUUUGGCUCUAAUUACUUUUAAUAAUGGUAAGAAAAUGUGUUUUGUUUGUUUACAUGCUGUUUACAAUGGCAUAAUUUUUUAAAUAUAUACAACUGAGAUAUUUAUUGCAUACUAUUUUAAAGAUGUUUUAUGUGUUUUCACCUUUGGAAUAUAUUGUUACAGUUACUUAUACAGAUAAUUUGGGUGGCUUUGUUAAUGUAGCUAGUAAUUUUUAUGACUACUAAGUGACCAGUUUUCCGUGCCUUUUAUUGUGGGAUGCAUGAUUAUGUAUUUAUUGUACGGAAGUCACUGAUGUGUGUAUUUUUGUACUUUGCUGAGAGUAAUGGUUGAUCUCGAUGUACAUGAUGAUGAGAGGUGCCUUUCCCAAAGGGCACUGCCUUGAGAUCGUCCUUCUCAAAUAAAAAGAAUGCAUUUGGAAAA